Messenger RNA from Anolis sagrei ordinatus, 2574 nucleotides. RefSeq names its product sodium-coupled monocarboxylate transporter 1-like. The record is from RefSeq and is a predicted model, not a curated record. NCBI's taxonomy places the organism in Eukaryota, Metazoa, Chordata, Lepidosauria, Squamata, Anolidae. Gene Ontology annotation, molecular function: organic acid:sodium symporter activity. Gene Ontology annotation, biological process: sodium ion transport; propanoate transmembrane transport. Gene Ontology annotation, cellular component: extracellular exosome; membrane.
CUCUCCUCUCCAAUGCCUCCCUGCUAUGGGGCUGAAACUUGGGAAGUCAAGGGACCUGUCCAUUCAGUCAUUCCUUCUGGAGGCGUGGAAGGGAGGUGUCUUGGAGCUGAGCUUCAACCACAUCAGGGUAACAUUACUCUGAAAGGAGAAGAGGAAGAAGGCAGGCAGCACAGCUCUGGGAAGAAGACCUUGGAGGGAAGGAAGGAGAGGACAGAAGUGAGCAGGAGGAGGAGGAAGAGGAAGAAGAGGGAAAAGGGAGGAUUUGCAGGGAGAGAGAGAGGAAGUGAAGGAGGUAUAAGUAAGGGGCAGAGGUGUGAGGCGUUUGAGGGGCUGAAGGAGAGCCCAGAAGAGCCUUUCGGGACCUUCUUUCCGAGGUCUAGCCUUUCUCCGACGGAAUUAAGGAGGUGUGAGUGAAGAGUCGAGGAAGAAGUCCAGGUAGCGAGUGGAGGGAGAGGCGAAGGCGAGACCCCGCGGGGCGUUUGGCGGGCAUCCCUCUCCUCCCGGGACCCCCGUCCCUUCUUCCCAGCCAUGAGCGCCUGCCUGGCCUCCGGGGGCUUCGGCACCUUCGACUACCUGGUCUUCGCGGCCAUGCUGCUCAUCUCGGCCGGGAUCGGGGUCUACUACGCGGUGGUGGGCAGGCAGGACACCUCGGCGGACUUCCUGAUGGGCGGCCGGAGCCUGACGGCGCUCCCGGUGGCGCUCUCCCUGACGGCCAGCUUCAUGUCGGCCGUGACGGUGCUGGGCACCCCCUCCGAGGUCUACCGCUUCGGGGCCAUGUUCAGCGUCUUCGCCCUCACCUACGCCUUGGUGGUGAUCCUCAGCGCCGAGAUUUUCCUGCCCGUCUUCUACCGGCUGGGCGUCACCAGCACCUACGAGUACUUAGAACUGCGAUUUAACAGGUAUCUGCGCCUGUGUGGGACUGUGCUCUUCAUUUUACUGACGACAUUAUACACUGGUAUCGUCAUUUAUGCCCCUGCCUUAGCUUUAAAUCAAGUUACAGGAAUGGAUUUGUGGGGAGCUGUGGUUGCAACAGGAGUAGUCUGUACUUUCUAUUGCACACUGGGUGGUCUCAAAGCAGUAGUUUGGACAGAUGUUUUUCAAGUCGGAAUAAUGAUUGCUGGAUUUUCAGCUGUUAUUAUACGAGCAAUAGUUGUUCAAGGUGGCAUUGGACGUAUAUUAAAUGAUUCCUACCACGGAGGAAGGUUAAAUUUUUGGAACUUCAAUCCUGAUCCUUUGCAAAGGCACACAUUCUGGACAAUUAUUGUUGGUGGGACUUUCACCUGGCUUGGUAUAUAUGGAGUUAGCCAGUCACAGGUUCAGCGAUACAUUGCUUGCAAAACUAGAUUUCAAGCAAAACUAUCUCUUUACAUAAACCUCUUGGGACUGUGGGCAAUUCUUUGCUGCGCUGUGUUGUGUGGACUAGCCAUGUAUUCCAUUUAUAAGGACUGCGACCCUUGGACAGCAACAUGUGUAUCAGCACCGGACCAGCUUAUGCCAUAUUUGGUUCUGGAUAUCCUGAAAAAGUAUCCAGGGAUGCCGGGGCUUUUUGUAGCAAGUGCUUACAGUGGAACACUAAGUACAGUGUCUUCAAGCAUCAAUGCUUUAGCUGCUGUGACUGUAGAAGAUUUAAUCAAACCUUACUUCAAAUCACUCACUGAAAAGAAAUUGUCUUGGAUUUCAAAGGGGAUGAGUUUAUUUUACGGAGGAGUGUGCAUUGCUAUGGCUGCAUUGGCAUCACUUCUAGGAGGUUUGUUACAGGCAGCUCUCAGUAUUUUUGGUAUGGUUGGUGGGCCUCUUCUGGGACUAUUUUCUUUGGGUAUCCUUUGUCCCUUUGCCAAUCCAUUGGGAGCAUUUAUCGGUCUCAUUUGUGGAUUUACUUCUUCCCUUUGGGUUGGAAUUGGAGCUCAGAUAUACCCUCCGCUUCCCAAUACCACUAUGCCAUUAAGUCUCUCGACUGAAGGUUGCAACAUAACCAAUGCAGGUAUAGAAAGUUUCUGGAAUGCAUCUACAGAAAUGUCAGAUUCUUUGAAUAUUCAAGAAACUGAAAGGCCGGUCCUUGCAGAUCACUGGUAUUCCUUAUCCUAUCUAUACUUCAGCACACUUGGAACACUGGUUACAAUCGUCAUUGGAAUAGGAGCCAGCCUUUUGACAGGAGGAUUACGACAGAAAGUGGAUCGGAAAUUCAUGCUUACCAAAGAAGAUUUCCUGUCUAAUUUUUCAUGUUUGAAACCUAAGCAAGAAGAGAAAAUCAACGUUUUAAGUUGGAAGCCAUUUACUGGGACUGAUGAAGGAACUGACAAUCCUGCCUUCAAUCAUAUUGAAAUGAAUGUAACAGACAAUAAUGAAAAAAUCAAUGGUGUUCAUACAUGAAAAUAAUAUCGGACUCUGUGCUUAUGUUGGCAGCUAUUUAGGGUUUAUGUCGCUGAAGUCAGGGUACAUUUUAUGGAAAAUUCUAUGAAUUGUCCACUUUACUCAGGACUUUGAAGCAAUAUUUACUAAGUUAUCAUAAUUGCAAAGUAGCUUGCAGAAAUAAAUAAUUGGAUAAAAUAUAACUGGAGAAAAAUGCAAGUAAUG